AGGGCACAGAGAGAAGCUGGUGGGACAAGAGCGGGGACCUCCUGGUGAGUAGGGGACUUUCUUCUUCAUGCCGCUGUCCUGGGAGGAUCUGCUUCAGGAUAUGGAUCUGCUUCAGGACGUGGAUCUGAAGGCAGCGUGAGAUGCCAAGACACCAACACUGAUCUGCCCGAGCCCAGCUGGAAGGACAGCCCUUGCCUGCUCCUCCACCCAAGCUAACAGCCAGGGACACAUCCCACCUCCCACCAUGGAGCUGGACCAGACGUUCCCACCUACCGCAUCACCCGCGCCGACCACCGGUGGAGAAGACUCCUGCAUAUUGGAGGUCACUGACAUGGCCAUCGAUGGUCUCACGCUGCUCAUCUGCCUCUGUGGGCUGGUGGGCAACGGGGUGGUCCUCUGGUUCCUCGGCUGCCGCAUCCGCAGGAACCCCAUCACCAUCUACAUCCUCAACUUGGCCGUCACUGACUUCGCCUUCCUCCUCUUCCUGGUCAUCUCAUCCCUCCUCUACCUGAUAGACAAUUCCUCUUGCUACCCUGUUGGGAUCCUGAAGUACCAGAGGUGGCUUUUCCUGCUCUUGCUGUUCUCCUACAACAUGGGUCUGUACCUCCUGACGGCCAUCAGCAUCGAGAGGUGUGUGUCCAUCCUCCGCUCCGGCAUCCGCCACCCCAAACGCUCAUCGGUGGUGGUGUGUGCCCUGCUCUGGGUCCUCUCCAUCGCUGUCACUGCUCCAGUCACUGCUCUGUGCCUGAUGAAGUAUGAAGAGCACUGCCAGACAGCUCUCAUCUCCAUGUAUGUCCUCAACUUCCUCAUCCUUGCCCCACCCAUGGUCAUUUCCAACGUGAUCCUCUUCGCUAAGGUCGUGUGUGGCUCCCAGCAGCGCCAGCCCAAGAGGUUCUACAUCGUCAUCUUCCUCACCGUCCUCUUCUUCCUCCUCUUCGCUCUUCCCCUCAGCAUCCGGAAUUCCAUGGAGCAGCUCGGCUACCGCUUCCUGUCCUCCCAGGCUGUUUUCCUCCUCGCCUCCAUCAACAGCAGCAUCAACCCCUUCAUCUACUUCUUGGUGGGGAGCUGCCGGAGGCACUGCUCCGUGGUGUCUCUUCAGGUUGCCUUCCAGAGGGUCUUUGAGGAGGUGGAAGACCACACCACAGGCAGCAACGACACCACGAUGGGCACCCUGACCCCAGCCUGUUGAAGCCUUUCCACCGCUCUGCUUAAUGCCCCCAGGACAGUGCCUGAGUAACUGGAUUAAGAAAUGUCUGCAGUUAUUUCCCCCCAUGGCCCCCUCUGACCCCCUGCAGAAGAGGAGAGCAGGGGCAUCACCAAGGACGAUGUGGUGGGGAGGACACGCAGAUGGACGUGGCUUUCCUCCUCCCUGCCAGCCUGGAACCUGCCCCAGGGGACUGUCUUCCCAAAAAUCCCCUGCUUUUCGGGAUGAACGUUGCUUUCAGGAAGCUCUGACUCAUGUAUGGAGUUGGGGGGUAAAACCCAUAAAACCCAUUCCCUGUCCCAAGCCCCUCUCCCCAUCCCAUGUGGCAGCCCCUCCGAGCUCUGCUCUCCAUCCCCAUCUCCAGCCAUGAUGGGGUCGGGGGACAUCCCUGUCCUGGGCUGGGGUGGGGGGGGACACCCCUGCCCCUCUGCCAAGACCCCACCACCCUCCCCUCCCUCUGGUUCCCGUGUCUCCCUGCUGGUUGUACCAAUAAACACCAUCCCGUUCCCUGA
Messenger RNA from Calidris pugnax (ruff), 1716 nucleotides. RefSeq names its product mas-related G-protein coupled receptor member H-like. The transcript has 2 exons. The coding region runs from base 245 to 1189 and encodes 314 amino acids. The record is from RefSeq and is a predicted model, not a curated record. Gene Ontology annotation, biological process: G protein-coupled receptor signaling pathway. Gene Ontology annotation, molecular function: G protein-coupled receptor activity. Gene Ontology annotation, cellular component: membrane. Lineage: Eukaryota; Metazoa; Chordata; Aves; Charadriiformes; Scolopacidae.